GAAGUCUUGGAACAUCCGUGUCUUCCGCGCGGCAGCAACUCCACGGAACUCCUCAUCGGCGAUGCCGACGCGCAGGCGGAUGCCGCAGCGGCUGGGGCCAAUGCCUUUCCGCCACUGAGCGCCACGUGGCAUGGCAAGGGACAAUACGAUGAUUGCGUGGAGAAGCUCACGGAACUCUUUGAUAAGAAUGCACCCUGUUACUUGCCCGCGUGCACCUUCAAUGGCCGAUACCAACCAACUUUGGGCGCCCGACGUUUCGUGGCAUUUUCCGCCUUCAGUUGGGUGGUGGAUGUGCUGGGCUUGCCGGCAGAGACUACGGCGCUGGAGGAUAUUGAGAAUGCGGCGAGGUAUGUGUGCAAAAUGGAUUGGGCCCUCCUGCACGAACGCUGGCAGUUGGGCGAACAAGCCUUGCAAACUCUCUGUUUUUCUGCCGCAUAUGUGGUAGUGCUGCUUCAUCACGGCCUAGGUUUUGACAAGAAAAGUCAACAGAUCAUUUUCGUGCCGCAGGGCAACAUCAGCUGGGCGAAAGGUGCCAUCAUUUGGGAAGCGAACAACCGCUUCAGUCGGCAACAACCGUUAUGCGUCCCAGCACGGCCAGCGGUUUUUCUGCCGUGCAACGAGCUGAUCUUCAGCACCGCAGAUCUCACACUGCUGCAUUGGUGCAGUGCCAGGACGGAGCACGGCCUCGUCCUCAACUGGUCCUCGCCCAUCUGCGUGGAGCAAUGUCCACAGCGUGGCACCAGCGUCUUCUGCCCGGAGGGGCUGGAGGUGACAGAGGAAGAACUGCGGGAAGGUGGCCGCAGGUUGCUGGUGAGAACUGAGAAGCAAAUGCUCGCGCCUCUCAAGGUGAAUCUGGACACAAAGCCGUGGAUGGAGCGCUACUGCGUGCCCGCAGCUGACCAACCCUUUGAGAUUUGGAGACGUUGGACAACAUCAG
Cladocopium goreaui is the source of this 937-nucleotide messenger RNA. The record is from the annotation of a GenBank genome assembly. Lineage: Eukaryota; Dinophyceae; Suessiales; Symbiodiniaceae.